GGAGUGCGGCCCUCCACCGCGCCGCCCGCACACCGCCCCGGCCGCCGGCACGAUGCUGCCGCUGCUCCUGCUCCUGGCGACGGCGCCCGGCGCGGACGGCCUCACCAGCAUCGACUACGUGCCGACCCUCGCCAACGAGACCCUGGAGGGCAGGAUAACCACCUCCACCUUCGUCCUGGAGCAGCCCCGCUGCGUGUUCACCGAUGCUCAGCCCGGCACCCACAUCUGGCUGGUGGUGGCCCUCGACGCGGCUGCGGAGCGGUUCGACGCCGGCACAAUGCCGGAGACCCCCCGGCUGGCUUUCCAGACCUUCCCCAGCAACACCGCCUACGCCACGCUCGGCACCUCCAUCGCCAACUACCCGUGCCCCCCGCGCCCCGGGGACUUCACGGUGCUGCGCGUCGGGAGCGAAACCGCCUGCCGCAGCGACCCAAACAGGCCCAGCUGCAACGGCCCGCUGCCGGGGCCCGGGCCCUACCGGGUGAAGUUCGUCGCCUGGGACAAUGUCACAGCCCAGGCCCAGACACACUGGUCUGAGCCCAUCACCCUGAAAACAGCUCUGCAAGCCGACAACCUCCCCGUGACGGCUGGCGGGCACAGCACCGGCAUGAUCAUCCUCACCGCCAUCCUCUCCAUCCUCUUUGCUGUCCUGCUGGCCUGCCUGGUGGCCCUGCUGGCCUCCUGGUGCUCCAACUCAUACGGCAGCAGCAGCAUCUUCAGCAAGCCGGACGCGGUGACGGUGAGGCGCUACAACACCCACCACGUCUACGACCAGCCGGCCGCCCGGCUCUGAGCCCCCGCCGCGUCCCCCAGCACCGGCUCUGCCCCGCGAGCAGAUGCCUCCCGGCGCCCCCCGCUUCGCUGCUGCGAUUCCCGCGGCCGGGGCCCGGCGCCCGCCGAGCCGGCCCUGCCCUCUGCCCCGGCCGGAGCGGCCACCUUUGGGUGCUCUCACGGCCCCGCAAAGCCUGAUCUCUUCCCCGCUCGCAACGCCGCGGCCCGGAGGGGAUGCACGGGUGCACCGCGCCGCCCCGGGGGCUGCAUCUCCCAGGAAGGGUCCCCGGCGCGGGAACGGGCCCGAAGCGGGACCGGGGAGAGGGGCCCAACGCGGCGCUGCCGGCCGGCGGGGCGAUGCCGCAGGCGCGGGGAGCAGCGAGGUUUCGGGUGGGAGCCGGCGAGCCGCGGGGAAGGGCGUUUCCGCGUGCUUUGCGCCUGAAGUGCGCGGGCUGCCUGGCAACCCGGCGGUCCGCUCCCACCCAAACCUCGCCGCCUCCCGCAGCCGCCGGCGAAAAGCCCGCGUGCACCCGCGGCGCUGGGCAAGGCGCUGCCGCUGCCCGGCCCCUGCCCCCCGCAGCGGCCCCCGCCGCCUCGCCCGCGCUUUUUCCCUGCGCUGCCGCGUCUCCCCUCCGGGAAGGAGCUGGCAAAGGCGCGGGAAGCGGAGCGGUGCGCGCUCUCCCCCGCGCUGCUUCCCGACAGCAGGACCUUGUGGACCAGAAGCGAAAUAAAAAGCUGUUGCUUUACUGAGGAACGCUAAAAA
Molecule: messenger RNA, 1534 nt
Organism: Dromaius novaehollandiae (emu)
Lineage: Eukaryota; Metazoa; Chordata; Aves; Casuariiformes; Dromaiidae
Product: uroplakin-3b-like protein 1
Exons: 6
Coding region: 53-793 (246 amino acids)
Cellular component (GO): membrane
Source: RefSeq, a predicted model, not a curated record